Molecule: messenger RNA, 1005 nt
Organism: Neoarius graeffei (lesser salmon catfish)
Lineage: Eukaryota; Metazoa; Chordata; Actinopteri; Siluriformes; Ariidae
Exons: 4
Coding region: 79-747 (222 amino acids)
Source: RefSeq, a predicted model, not a curated record
UAUAGAUUUAUUCCUGGAAAUAAAGUGUAAGUCAGAGAUCAGAAAAAGAAGCCUGACAACUUGCCUACUCAGGGAACCAUGGCACGCAACACCUCCAAGAGCCGAGCUGAAAAGGGUCGUGGCUCCUCGGCACAGCCUCCCACUAAAACUGAGGAUUUGGAGGACAGUGUGGAGCAGGAAUGUCUUACCAAGUUUGAGUUGCUGAGGAUGAUUGCUCAGGAAGAAGGAGAGGAAAUUGUGUCAGAUAUACUGGAGGAACUCAUGACCCAUGUGAUGGAGAAGUGUUAUGAAGUAUAUCUUAAGAAACAGAUAAUACCAUUCACUGUGGCCUGGGUAAACGAUACCAUACUCCAACUGACAAAGUGGCAGUACCUUAUGCGUGAUGAAGGCGAUGAUGUAGACACAGCCUCACUCUUACAGGAAGACACAAUGCCUGCACAUUCAAUUCCAGAUUCCUGGGCUGACGGCUGUGUGCCUGUUAUGAAAAUAUCAAAUGAUUUACAGAGGAUUAAGUUUGAUGCACAGAAACCUGACAUUAAAGAGUCACCAAAAAUACAGGAAGCCCAGCCAAUAAACAAAUCAGAAACUCCCCCGAGGAAACCAAGACGAAACAGCAGGGCCAUGAAAGCAAUCCCUGCAUCUCAUGCAAAGAUGGAACUGGAAAGAAAACCACAUCCACCUCAGACACCAUCAUUAAACAAAAACAAACUGAAACCUCCAGAAAUACAGAAUAUAUUGCGGUAUUAGGACUUAUUGGUUGAAGACGACCUGGAGUUUUUCCACCACAAGUCCACAACAUGCCUCAGCACAUCCUGUCCUAAGAAAGAAUGACACCGGAAAUCAACUUUUGUCUCUGAGAGGGCUUGGAAAUAAAUGCUGGUUCAAGAGAUUCUUAUUUGCAAUAAAGAGACGCUUCAGGUCAGAGGCCCCAUGAGGGACAGUUCAUCUGUUCACUGUUUACUUAUAAACUGUUAGUUUUUUUAGUUCACAAAUUUUUAGCAAGUG